Molecule: messenger RNA, 1768 nt
Organism: Conger conger (European conger)
Lineage: Eukaryota; Metazoa; Chordata; Actinopteri; Anguilliformes; Congridae
Gene: cd4-1
Product: CD4-1 molecule
Exons: 10
Coding region: 73-1512 (479 amino acids)
Biological process (GO): interleukin-15-mediated signaling pathway; positive regulation of ERK1 and ERK2 cascade; T cell activation
Cellular component (GO): membrane raft; external side of plasma membrane
Molecular function (GO): MHC class II protein binding; protein tyrosine kinase binding
Source: RefSeq, a predicted model, not a curated record
AUGAACUGGUAAUGUCAGAACUGAACUCUACACUGUACUGCACACAUCACGCUACUGUAGCUUCAAGGCAAAAUGAAAUUAUGUUCCAUGAAAAUUGUCAUUUGGAUAACUACGACCAUCUUCUCAACCCAGACUGAGGCCAGGGUGGUGAUAUAUGGUCAGUUGGGGGACACCGUCAUGCUGCCCAAUGAACAGCGGAGCAGGGAGGUCCGUUGGACCAGAGAGCCUGGACGCAGGGCUCUACUUACAAUGCUCUCCAAUAGUGUACCAUCAAUAGACCCAGAGAUGAUUGGCAGAGUGUCACUCUCCGGCUACUCUCUCGUCUUAAAGGACCUGAAACUUGAAGAUUUCACCGUCUUCAAGUGUCACCUAAGCAACUACGAAUCAAAAGAGUACCAACUGUAUCAGAUCAAAGUCAGUGCCGUUUCUGCCACUGUCCUGGCCACGCAGGAUCUCUCUCUGAGCUGCACGGUACCAAAAAGUGACGUUUCAACAAUAAUAAGCUGGAGUGACCCCCAGGACCAAAAGGCCGAGGGCUCCAGAUUCCGCCUCGGGGAGCACACUCUGACAGUGCUCAAUGUCUCAGCGCGAGAUCACGGGAAGUGGACCUGCAUAGUCACCUACGGUACUAGCAAGGCCACGGCCACUCUGUUCGCCACUGUAGUAGACAUCUCUCCCUCUCCACCUCAGCCCCUCUACACCUCCUUGAGCUCCUCCUCGCCUUCCCUGCUCCUCCCCUGCUCCCUGCACACGAGGUUUGACUCCUCCACUCUCGGGAGCGUUGGGCUGAAAGCGGGCCACUGGAGCUUCGCCCCGUUCCCGUGGGACGCGGCCCCGGAGGGCCCUCAGAAGCUCCUGGACCUCUCGCUGGGGCCCCGGCUGCGCUGGGUGACCCCGAGCGGGCAGAGGCUGAACGGCACGGCCCUGGAGACGGACGCCGACCGCACCAACCUCUCCAUCAGCAGGAAGGUGGAGGAGGGAGGGGGCCUCUACACCUGCACGCUGGAGUUCAACAGCGGCGUGACGCUGAGCCGGACUCUGCGGGUGGAGGUCCUGAGAAUUGUGUCCUCUCCUGGUAACCCUGCCCUGGAGGGCCAGGGGCUCAACCUCACCUGCACCCUGGGCCCCUCUUCGCUGCUCAGGGGCCUUGAACUGAAGUGGAGCGUCCCUCGACAAUCCAGCCUCUCCCCGCUCCCCGCCUCCCCCCACCGGCCCCUCCAGGGCAUCCCACGCGUGAGCGAGAAGGACAAGGGCAUCUGGAAGUGUGACCUGCUGAAGGACGACAAAGUGCUGGCCACCGCCACACUGAACCUGAGAACGGAGAGGGUCCCUGUGGACGCGUGGCUGGUGGUGUCCGUCUGCGGGGCGGCCGUGGUGCUCUUCCUCCUCCUGGCCCUCGUCUUCCUCUGCGUCCGGAGGCACAGACAGCAGAAGAUGUUCAUGAGAAGACGACGCAAGACCAAAUACUGCCGCUGCAAACAUCCUCAAGUAAAAGGUUUCUAUCGGAGCUGAGAGACUAUUGGAAUGGAAGAUGGAGGGCUGUGUUCCUGUCAACAUAGCACCUACAAUGUAUAUAAUAACUAUUGAUAUUUUUGAUAAUGUGAAUUUUGUUCCAGUUUUAAUGAAAAUAGCCAAGUUGUCAACAUUACAUAAAGUUGGUGAUGUAUGUAAAUAAAUGUGUUAUAAUAUAUGUUAUUCUUAAGCUGUUCUUUUUGUGAACUUCUCAAACCGAAUAAAUACUCAUUGUCUAGAAACCGUCUACAAAGUA